AUGGGAAGCGCGAUAAUUCCAGCGGACGAUUAUAUCCUCGGAAGAAGCAUCACGGACUCCGUUAGAUUGGAUGCCCAGCAUCUUCUAUGGAAAUUUCACAAGGGGUACGAGCUACAUCCUGAAAUCCCAGUCAGCAAUGACAUGAAGAUUGCCGAUCUUGGUUGCGGCACAGGAAUCUGGCUCCUUGACCUGUCGAGACAGCUGCCGUCAACCGUGCAACUACAUGGCUUUGACAGUAGUGGCCAACAAUACCCACCCUCUGGACUGUGGGCGAAGAACAUGACGCUCAGCGUGGUGGACCUGAUGUCAGAUCUACCACCCUCCCUGACGGGACAAUAUGAUGUGGUGCAUCUGCGGAUGUGGGCGAGCAAUGUGCGCGAAGGCGAGACAGCUACCUUGAUCCGUCAAGCGAAACAACUCCUAAAACCGGGGGGUUACAUCCAGUGGGAAGAUGCGGACCUGCACAACCAGGUCACGGAGGGCCGUGUGGCGGAGGAGGCCGCUGCGCGGAUGAGCGACUUGUUUCGGCGGGUCAACCGCAAAUACAUAUGGGUCUCCGAGCUCCCCGAUCGCAUGCGCAAAGAGGACUUGGAGAUCAUCGAGUCUGACCACGGCCGGUUUGCCCCCCCUCUAGUGGACCUGUGCACCCGGACCUACAUUCUAGCCCUACGCGAGUUGACGCAGGGCAUCAAAAGAGGACUGUCCGGGGACAUUCUGUUGUCAGUGUCCGAGCAAGAGGUCGCUCUUCAGUGUCUUGCAACACAGCAGAAGGAGAAGAUCAUUUACAACUGGUCCCCGGUUACGGUGCUGGCUCGGUCUAGGGAGUAA
Messenger RNA from Aspergillus aculeatus ATCC 16872, 828 nucleotides. RefSeq names its product class I SAM-dependent methyltransferase. The record is from RefSeq and is a predicted model, not a curated record. Lineage: Eukaryota; Fungi; Ascomycota; Eurotiomycetes; Eurotiales; Aspergillaceae. The coding region runs from base 1 to 828 and encodes 275 amino acids. The transcript has 5 exons.